CGCAGUGUGUGCGGCACCCACAGCAGCGGAGACCGGGAUCCUCGGGAGAAUCGGUGCCGCCUGAUACCGGGCCUGAGGCUCCGCAUCCCCCCUCGCCUCAGCCAUGAGCUUCUUCGGGUUCGGGCCGGCCGCGGAGCUGGACAUCGCGCUGACCGAUGCGGAGAGCCGCCGGCGGGUGGAGCACAAGACGGAGGACGGCAAGAAGGAGAAAUAUUUUCUCUUCUAUGACGGGGAGACCGUGUCCGGCCGGGUCACUGUCAGCCUGCGGAGCCCGGGCAAGCGGCUGGAGCACCAGGGCCUGAAGAUCGAGUUCAUCGGCCAGAUCGAGCUGUACUACGACCGGGGGAAUCACCACGAGUUUGUCUCCUUGGUGAAGGACCUGGCUCGCCCUGGAGAGAUCUCGCAGUCCCAGAGCUUUGACUUUGAAUUCACCCACGUGGAGAAGCCGUACGAGUCGUACACCGGCCAGAACGUGAAGCUACGGUAUUUCUUACGUGCCACCCUCAGUCGCCGCCUCAAUGAUGUCGGCAAGGAGAUGGAUAUCGUGGUUCACACGCUGAGUACCUACCCGGAGCUCAACUCCUCCAUCAAGAUGGAAGUGGGAAUUGAAGACUGCCUGCACAUCGAAUUUGAGUACAACAAGUCCAAGUAUCACCUCAAAGAUGUCAUCGUUGGCAAAAUCUACUUCCUCCUGGUACGGAUCAAGAUCAAACACAUGGAGAUCGAUAUCAUUAAACGAGAAACCACAGGGACUGGGCCAAAUGUUUACCACGAAAAUGACACCAUAGCCAAGUACGAAAUCAUGGACGGAGCCCCUGUGAGAGGUGAGUCCAUUCCAAUCCGGCUGUUCCUUGCAGGAUAUGAGCUGACACCGACCAUGAGGGACAUUAACAAGAAGUUCAGUGUGCGCUAUUACCUCAACCUAGUGCUGAUAGACGAGGAGGAGAGACGCUACUUUAAACAGCAGGAGGUGGUCUUAUGGCGUAAAGGAGACAUUGUGAGAAAGAGUAUGUCUCACCAGGCGGCCAUCGCCUCUCAGCGAUUCGAGGGGAGUCACCCAGAGAGCCGACCGCAACACAGCGCAGCAGCCGCCGGAGAGCCGGACAAUGAGUGACUACCUGUCCAGCAACAGACCGAGUCUCCAGUGACUAUAUGCACAGAGACUGGAACUUUCCCCACCCACCUCUUCACCACCUGUGCUAACGUGGACUCUCAGUGGGACAAGCCUGCGGAGGGAAGAAGCCAGCUUCACAUACCGGGCCGGCUGUCCAUUCCUGUAGCUGCUACUUGACAUUCAGUGAUAUGGGGGAGAGGAGCAGGGACUGGCCCCUUUUAGCCCUUUCCGUUGAUAAUUUUUAUGCUCUCUUUGCCUUUUUAUUGUCACAGGCAGUUCCGCUAUAGAAUCCCAAUCCACAAACAUCUGGACGGAAAGCCAAAGGAUUGGCCUUUUCACAGACGGAUCUUGUGCAUGGGAAAUGCCCUCUUCACCUUGUGGUUGUACAGUUAGCGCUGUCUUCAGCUGUCGGUGCCAGCACCGGACCUACCUUUUCCAUUCCAAGCGUCUCUCCCUGUCCGCCUCUGACCACUAGGGGCAGCAACACAUGCAUGACCCGCUUCCUUUCAUACAGAGCGCUGUUGGGAUGUGAUCUGAUUUUUGCAAAGGGAGAAAUAGUUUUACAUUCACACCCCCCACCCCCCCCACACACACCACCCCCACACACUCAUACUAAAUUGCAUCUGAAGGACUCGUAAUGGACAACAUUUCAGAAUAAAAAAAGAAAAAAUUGCAAUUAUAACCAGCUACUUAGAGGAAAGGUAACAUUACAAUAGAUAAAGCUGCUACAGUCUCCACUAUUAUAGUGAUAUAUAGUGCAAUGCACUAGUAAUACUGCUGACAGACUGCCUUAGGCACGCGUGUUGCCAGUUACUGAUGGCACGUGAGCGAUUAGUGGUAGAUCCUGUGUGAUUUUUAAUUUUAACAGUAGCGAGCAUGGUGAUCUGGGUAAGGAUCCGUUACCUGGUGAGCACCUAUGAGUGCUCUGUGCGGAAUCUCAUGUUUUCCGGAAUACACAGACCCAGACAAGAUCUUAUAUCUUUUACUAAUAAACACCUGAUAAACCGGGCCCUGCUAGUCUCACCGAAUGCAGGUGAAGUUUUUGUUUUUCUUCUACAGAUAAAAUUCUCACCACUGGGUACCACUUAAGCUAUAUAUAAACCUGGACUUUAUAUUCCUGGAUAUUUAAAGAGCGGACAGAGGCGACUUUGUAACCAGCUGUUGCCGCACAGUUUCGGCUCUUCCCAGCUGUCCAGAACAUAUGUAUGUAUAUUCCUUAACUCGCAACAUUCAGAUAUCUGUGACCUGUGGCUUGUACAAAUAUAUUCACUGUAACUCAUAGUUUAUCAGUGGUAUAUCCUCAAAGCAGCCCUAUAAAGGGACCCUUCUCUUCCGUACAGAUGGAACAGGCGCUGUUCAAUUUGCGGUUUUCUGCUGCUCGUAUUAAAGUGUUGUUGUCCGCGCAAGGGGGAGGGGGGAUGUUCAAUGGGGACAGCCAGUACGAAUGACCGUGCUCCAUACUGGAUCGCCAGGAGCUAUGUGUCACAGUGAUGUCACUGGUGCCUAGCGUACAGAGAGAGACUGCAGCCUCAAGAUGAUUAGUUGAGGCCACAAAAUCGCCUUUCCUCAUUUGUCACCAUUGAAAUUGAUAAGCUGCGUUCUCACGGAAAUUGGCACAACGCAGUACAGCCAACUGCGCCGUGUCGGCAACAUCAGUAUUUUCUAAACCACCAUAUUAAAAAAUUUUUUGUUUUUUUUGCUUUAAUCCCUGGAAAGAUGUGUUCCACAGUACUUCAGCUCUAUACCAAGCUUAGCCAUUUGGUAAACGUAUAUAUAAGUAUAUAUAUUUAUUAGGUGAUGUAUUCGUUCGUAAGAGACUGCACUUUUAACAGAUGGGUGUCCUCAGAUACCACAAUUAGAUUGUAAGCUCUUGGGAGCAGGGCGAGUUAUGCCUGCGCUGCAUGUUGGUAGCGCAAUGAAAUACCUUUUUUUUUUCUCAUCAUUUUACACAUUGAAGCUCCACAGAGAUCGAUAUGGACAAAUGAAAUCCAUUCCGUUUGCAGUGUUUUCAUGUCUUAUUUCAUUGUGUUUUUAAAUGUCUUUUUUUCAUUGUUUUUAUUAGUCUCGGAUUAAACAGUCGCCUCAGA
Pseudophryne corroboree (corroboree frog) is the source of this 3201-nucleotide messenger RNA. RefSeq names its product VPS26 retromer complex component B (gene VPS26B). The coding region runs from base 104 to 1114 and encodes 336 amino acids. The record is from RefSeq and is a predicted model, not a curated record. The transcript has 6 exons. Gene Ontology annotation, cellular component: endosome; retromer complex. Gene Ontology annotation, biological process: intracellular protein transport; retrograde transport, endosome to Golgi. NCBI's taxonomy places the organism in Eukaryota, Metazoa, Chordata, Amphibia, Anura, Myobatrachidae.